Pistacia vera is the source of this 1953-nucleotide messenger RNA. RefSeq names its product probable serine/threonine-protein kinase PIX13. Bases 489 to 1748 code for a protein of 419 amino acids. Lineage: Eukaryota; Viridiplantae; Streptophyta; Magnoliopsida; Sapindales; Anacardiaceae. Gene Ontology annotation, molecular function: protein kinase activity; ATP binding. The record is from RefSeq and is a predicted model, not a curated record. Gene Ontology annotation, biological process: protein phosphorylation. The transcript is spliced from 6 exons.
AACAACGAAGCAGCUGAAGUCUUCAUUUACCCGCGAAACUAUUUUUACAAUUUUUCUAAGACUCGGUCUUCUUCACUCAUACCUUUAAUUAAUGCUGUAUUUUUCAAUUUCUUCCAUUUUUUUUUUUUUUUUUUUUUUGUUUCACGGUUAAGUUAAAUAGUAGUAAAAUCACAAAGCCAGAGUCAGAGUCAGAGUCGGAGACUUUUCAUAUAAAAUUCGAAGGACUACAGGAAAUUCAAGUCUUCAAAGUUGAAGAAACGAUAAUCCCAUUUGCAUUUGUGGCCUGUUCAAAGUUUUGAAUAAGAGAAAGAUUGAUCAAAGUCUGAGAGUUGAAGAACUCUAGAUCAUCAUUAUUUGUAUUAUAAACAAGUUUUUGAUAUUGUUUUCUGUUUUUCGAUUAUUUAGUUGAAUUCAACCUGGAUAGGAGCAGUCUAUUUUCUUGCUGCUGUCUGCUUUAAGAUUCAACAAAGAAGAGAAGAAUUCUUCAGAUGGGCAUUUGCUGGACUUCUCCGGCUAAUGUUCCUGCAGCAAACACUACUGAUCAGCUCAGUAGUGCAGUAGGGGCAUCUCAGACCAGCCAGACGGUGUCUUCGGGGACUUCUGGGGCGAGCAAUGUGUCUCGGAACAGCCACUUCUCAGCAUCUAGUGGAGAUGAUGUUUUUCCCACUGGGCAGAUCUUGCCCACACCAAACUUAAGGAUCUUCAGUUUUGCAGAACUGAAGGCUUCAACUAGGAAUUUCAAAAGUGAUACGCUGCUCGGAGAGGGAGGAUUUGGGAAAGUCUUCAAAGGUUGGCUCGAUGAGAAAGUGCCAGGGAAGAGCGGAAGUGGAACUGUAGUUGCUGUCAAAAAACUGAAUUCUGAGAGCUUGCAAGGAUAUGAAGAGUGGCAGUCGGAAGUAAAUUUCCUGGGAAGGCUUUCCCAUCCUAACCUUGUAAAGUUGUUGGGAUAUUGCUGGGAAGAAAAAGAGCUACUGCUUGUUUAUGAAUUUAUGCAGAAGGGUAGCUUGGAGAACCAUCUAUUUGGAAGGGGCUCUUUUGUUCAGCCAUUGCCAUGGGAUAUAAGACUAAAGAUUGCGAUAGGAGCAGCUCGAGGCUUGGUUUUCCUGCAUACAUCCGAGAAACAAGUUAUUUAUAGAGAUUUCAAAGCGUCAAAUAUACUGCUUGAUGGGUCCUAUACCGCCAAGAUAUCUGAUUUUGGCUUAGCGAAAAUGGGUCCUUCAGCUAGUCAAUCUCAUGUCACUACGCGAGUUAUGGGCACAUAUGGUUAUGCUGCUCCAGAGUACGUUGCGACAGGGCACUUGUAUGUAAAGAGCGAUGUGUAUGGUUUCGGAGUUGUAUUAGUGGAGAUUUUAACUGGCCUACGAGCGUUGGAUACAAACCGUCCAGGUGGGCAACAUAAUUUGGUUGAUUGGAUCAAACCAUACUUAUCUGAAAAGAGAAAGUUGAGGAACACAAUGGACUCUAGGUUGGAGGGGAAAUAUCCCUCUAGAGCUGCAUACCAAAUUGCUCAGCUUGCUCUGAAAUGUCUCGAAACUGAACCCAAACAUCGCCCUGCAAUGAAAGAAGUACUCGAGACACUAGAACGGCUCGAAGCAUCUAAUGAAAAGCCACGAGAACCUAGACAUCGUUCAAGUCGUCCUGUUGCUCAGCGACAAGGCCAACAGCCUUUGCCUUAUCGAUCUCCAAUUCACGCGAGAAAUGGUGUAAACCAUGGCUAUCAGCACCCGCCUCGUGUAAGCCAAUUUUGAUAAAUUUAUUUGUUAAAAGUGAGAGGCAUUUUCUUGUGAAUCAUGCUGAGUAUUGUUCAUAUAUGAUAAUUAAUUCCCUCUCCCUUGUCAAUGUGAAGUUGAGUUUAAUCUUUCAUUGUAGCUAGUAAUAUCCAUUCUGUAAAUUGGUACUUUGUUUCUAUCAAACAGAGUAUCUGCUAUUAAUCCCUUCCUUUUUGAUAGCAAA